AUGAUUGAGCAGCUGGCUUCGGUCUGGACAGGCAGUGUUCGCGCUGCUCCCUGCGAGACAGACCUGCGGCAGGUGGCCCGGGGCAGCGCCCUGAAGCUGUAUAGCAGCGUCCUCUACAAAGGCGAGCCCAAGGUAGGGCUGAUCAAAGCCGCGUAUGACGUGUCCUCCUUCGGCUUCUUCCAGAGGUCCAGUGUUCAGGAAUUCAUGACUUUCACAAGUCAAUUGAUUGUGGAGCGCUCGGCGAAGGGCAGCAGAGCUUCUGUCAAAGAACAAGAAUACCUGUGCCAUGUCUGUGUGUUGAAUGACGGUCUUGCAGGAGUGGUCAUCGCUGACAGUGAAUACCCGUUCCGGGUGGCUUUCACCUUGCUGGAGAAGGUACUAGACAAGUUCUCUAAGCAGGUCGGCAGGAUAGAGUGGCCAGUUGGAUGCCCUGCUACCAUCCAGUACACAGCCCUGGAUGGGCACCUCAGUGUGUACCAGAAUCCCCGAGAAACUGACCCCAUGAGUAAGGUGCAGGCUGAACUUGAUGAGACCAAGAUCAUCCUGCACAACACUAUGGAGUCUUUGCUGGAGUGGGGUGAGAAGCUGGACGACCUGGUUUCCAAACCGGAAAUGCUGGGGACACAGUCGAAAGUCUUCUGUAAGACUUCGUGCUUAUAGAAACAAAAAUCGUGCUGUGCCGUCAUGUGAGGCAGCCUGCAGAGG
Molecule: messenger RNA, 705 nt
Organism: Manis pentadactyla (Chinese pangolin)
Lineage: Eukaryota; Metazoa; Chordata; Mammalia; Pholidota; Manidae
Product: synaptobrevin homolog YKT6-like
Biological process (GO): endoplasmic reticulum to Golgi vesicle-mediated transport
Cellular component (GO): Golgi apparatus
Molecular function (GO): SNAP receptor activity
Source: RefSeq, a predicted model, not a curated record